Anopheles coluzzii is the source of this 3398-nucleotide messenger RNA. Its product is annotated as 2-oxoglutarate and iron-dependent oxygenase domain-containing protein 3-like. NCBI's taxonomy places the organism in Eukaryota, Metazoa, Arthropoda, Insecta, Diptera, Culicidae. The record is from RefSeq and is a predicted model, not a curated record. Gene Ontology annotation, cellular component: membrane. Gene Ontology annotation, molecular function: iron ion binding; oxidoreductase activity, acting on paired donors, with incorporation or reduction of molecular oxygen; L-ascorbic acid binding. The transcript has 2 exons. The coding region runs from base 145 to 1167 and encodes 340 amino acids.
AAGGUAAACAAAACAAAGGUUGCCGUUCCCCGUAGCGAGCAGGGACGGUUCGUUUUAUCGAUUUUUGGUUUCCAUAUCUCUGGUGUGAGUUUGUACAAGGGAGGAGUGAAAAAGCCCUUCCCGUUUCUUGGUGAAAACGUGGCCAUGAGUGACGGAAGCGGUGGUGGCAGUGUGCGACAGCGCAAGAAAAGCUCCGGCGAUGGAACCGGCAGCAGGGCACGCAAAUCAAAAACAACGGGCAGCACCACUUCCGGCAGCUCGCCGAGUGCCGCCCAGCAGCACCAGAUGUGGGCCCGGAUCGUACUGAUGGUGGGCAUCGCGGCCAUCGUGUACUUUACCACGUUCCGCACGCGGGAGAAAAAGUUUGCCACCCAGCGGGAGGUGCUCGAGCUGCGCACCCAGCCGCUCGACUGCUCCCGCCCCUAUCUGGAGGAAAUAUCCAAGUUUGCCGGCUGCAUCCCGAACCGGUGCGGCCGGUUCGUGAGCGACAAGAUCGUUUCGCCGGCCGAGGCCGGCAUACUGCUCGAUCUCGCCCGGGCCGGCUUCGCCCUCGGCCAGUCGGCGGGCGGCGCCUCCAUACUGGACCUGCACUCGGGCGCCCUCUCCAAGGGGACGCAGUUCGUGAACGUGUACCGGUUGCCGGAAGCGAAGCAGCUCUUCACCAGCCAACAUAUCAACGUGUACCGGCACGUCAAGGCGAAGGUGCAGCAGGCGGUGGCGGAAAACUUCCGCCUUAGCGCGGACGCACUGCACCUCACCCAUCCGACCUUCUUCUCCCGGCUGACGAACGCGACCGCCAAAACGAUCCACGACGAGUACUGGCACGAGCACGUGGACAAGGAAACGUACAACUCGUUCCACUACACCACGCUGCUGUACCUGACGGACUAUGGGAAGGAUUUUACCGGAGGUCGGUUCGUGUUUAUCGACAACGAGGGUAAGCACAACCGGACGCACGUGUACAUCGAGCCGAAGCGGGCCCGGGUCAGUGGGUUCACGUCCGGUGCCGAGAAUAUGCACCACGUGGAACAGGUGACGGGUGGGGUGCGGUACGCGAUCACCAUUUCGUUCACGUGCGACCGGGAGUACGCAAUGGCCGAUCCGAAGUUUGCGCUGGACGACGAUGAGGACGAUCAGAACGCGGAGGAGAGACCGGCCGAACCGUGAGAUAGGGCGGACACGGUGCUAGUGAUCCGUACGCUGGAGGAGUUUAGUGCGUAGACGACUGCUUACAUUCCAUGUUCCGUUCCAGUGUUCUUUAUGUUCCUUCUUCCUACGUUACAGAGAUACGCCGGUUUGUUUUUUUUUUUUUAGUUUUAACCAAAAUGGAAGCUGUAUUAUAGUAUUGCUAUGAUUUAAAGUAUUGCGAAAAAAACAGUAUUGAGAUGUUGCUUCACAUUUCACCGCUUUAAUUUGUAAUCGCAUAAUCCUCCAAGCCAUCAGCCACUGCACUGUUGUAGCCACACACCGUUGAUUCGCCCUUCUCCGCGCAAAAGCAAGCAGCAAUACGAACAAAGAUAGUUUUAACUUCAACAUCUACUACCACCGUCUAGUAGCACGUGGUAUUGCCAUACCAACCAAAUGAAAGGGGAAGCGAGCGAUCAAAGCCCUACUCGAUAGGCGUAAGUUUAAAUGUGCAUUUUUGAAAAUGACACAAAAGUAGCCGCGAGCCACGUGGGUGUGUAAAAUAAACAGUACAUUUAGCGUGAGAGUUAUGCUUCCAGUAAGUUCAAAUGUAGAGUGUGCUUUUCAUCAAUUUACAAUGCCGAAAGAGGAUUAUUUUAAACAAGUUUAAAAUAUUAAAAAAAAUGUUCUCAACGUUGUAGUAAAAAGUAUUUCAAUUAAAACGACUUAAACCACACCACUCUAUACCUGCUUUUGUUUGCCAUUUUAUUCCAUACACAUAUAUAUGUACAAAACGUUCAGCUUUCUCGAUCUCAACCUCUCUCUCUCUCUCUCUCUCUCUUUGCCCGCCUCGGUCACAUAAGCCACGUGAUGGUUCCAUGCGUUCUCGAUUGGCGCGUGCCAAAAGCUCUUCAUUUGUUACUGAAUCGACUCCAUUUUCCCCCUUUUCUCGGCGCAACGAUUUUAUUCCAUUCCAUUGUGUUGCAGGUUUGUUUGCUUCUUGGCAAAAGUUUGCUCACUAAAGUGCGCGGUAAAAACUGUGCAAAAGAGGAAGGAGAAGAAUCCAUCCAGCCUAAUAAGACGGCAUGGUGCGCUAGUGGGAGGGGAGGGUGUAAGUGCAGUUUUGUGCAGACUAUUGGUUUAUGUUUUGUUUUACCAUUUGUAUAAAGCUAUAUAGGUAUAAUUGUAUCGUAUCGCACACCAAUGAGAAUAUUGUGUCAGUUUGUGUGAGUGAAUUUCAUGGGGGUUUUCACAAUUUCUAAUAAACAGUGCUACUUUAAUAUGAUGUUAUUUCUGUUCUGCAGCUCUCCCUGCUCUCCUUUUCUAAUAGUACAUAGGAUUUGAUUUUGUUUAGGUAUGUGUUUAUGUUAUUUUACUUUAUUUAUUUUCACCUUAAUAGCUAAAACCUGGAUGUCCUUUUUUGUAUUUGUUCUCUAUAGCUUUCUCAAUCCUGCCAACGCUCUCUGGCGCGUCCCCGUUCUGCCUUCUUAUCGCCACUGGCUCUCUACCCUUUCAUGCCAUUUUUUUUUGUUUCUUUUGCCAACCUUUUUGCAUCGAUCCAUUUCCCCUCGCAUUUCGCUCCUUCAGAAAGGGAGAGUAACUUUUUAUAAAAGCGUACCCCACCUCCUGUCCAUCCAUCGUUCGACAUAUAGUAGAGAACAAAGUCAAACCUGCGCUUGGCAGGGGUGAACAGUUAAUUUAAUUUCACAGUUUUAAAACUGCACUUCUUACAUUUAAAAACGAAAGCAAAACCCAUUUCCCUCCAAUGUUUCCCUUUCCUCCCCCCUUGUCAUCCGUAUCGGCUCAACAAUUGUGAGAUAGAGAAAUGGCGAAAAGGGAUCGAGAGAAAAAGAGGGUCGAAUUAAUUUAAAUUUGUGAUGUUUUCUGUUAACUGGUUUUGUUUUUAUCGACAAAGUGUGUUUUGUUAAAAACUAAAAAUAUUCAUGCUAACAUAAGCAGCAAGCAUUUUUCAAAUUUACUCCUGCUAAAGCUUAAUCUAUUCUACAAAACAUUCAGCAGUGAUUGCAUUUUUUAAACGCAAAACGAUCCGCUUCCCAAAUGUUCCCUCCUUACACAUCUAUGUCACAUGUCGCACGUGUGCUGUUUUUGUUUAGCUUCCGGCUAAAUCGUCCCCUUCAUCCCGGAGCUGGGGCUGCUAACUGCUACGGGAUGCUACGGAAGCCACUGCUUACAGUGGCCGCGGUAGUAGUGGUAGUAGCAGCCAGUUGUUGUUGCUCUAAAACAAAAGCCAAUAGUUCUCCCCGUUUUUUUUU